AGUGCAAUUUUUUUGUUGGAAAAAAUAAUUAGAGCUGCAACAUAUCAAAAGACUUGCAACAGGCCCAAGAUAUAGUGGGAUAAGUGAAAAUAUGUUAAAUCAGUGCUAAAAGAAAAUAUAAAUAGAGCUGAUUUUGCAUAUUCGAAAAUAGUCGAAAGUGUUAAAAUGAAAGCGUUGCUCUAUCUGGGAUUUUUACUGCUCUGCAGUUUGAUUUGCAGAGCUCAAUAUAGUUCUGGCGGCGGAGGUGGAGGAGGCGGUGGUGGUCCCGAAGGAGGAUAUGGCUAUGGCGGUGUAGGACCAAAUGGUCCCUAUGGUGGUGCUGGUGGUAAUGGCGGCUAUGGUUAUGGUACAUCAGAUGGUCGUAGAGGCAGCGGUUCAAGUGGCAAUGGUUAUGGUUACAGUUAUUAAGUGUGACAACUAAACAAGUAAAAAAAGAUUUUAAAUGUUUUAUGUAUGUAUUUAUAAAAAGUUUAUUAAUUUAAGAAUAUUUGUAUUUUAAAUAAAUGGUAUUAAAAAAAAU
Molecule: messenger RNA, 520 nt
Organism: Lucilia sericata (common green bottle fly)
Lineage: Eukaryota; Metazoa; Arthropoda; Insecta; Diptera; Calliphoridae
Product: putative glycine-rich cell wall structural protein 1
Exons: 2
Coding region: 166-408 (80 amino acids)
Source: RefSeq, a predicted model, not a curated record